Messenger RNA from Mangifera indica (mango), 1874 nucleotides. RefSeq names its product receptor-like protein 33. Gene Ontology annotation, molecular function: protein binding. The record is from RefSeq and is a predicted model, not a curated record. Lineage: Eukaryota; Viridiplantae; Streptophyta; Magnoliopsida; Sapindales; Anacardiaceae. The coding region runs from base 443 to 1699 and encodes 418 amino acids. The transcript has a single exon.
CAAUUAAUCAAUUAACUGGUCCAAUUCCAAGUUCACUCUUUCAACUUGUGAGUCUAAAAGGCCUUGAUCUUUCUUCUAAUAGUUUAAGUGGUAUUAUAGAGUUUCACAUGUUUUCAAAGCUCAAAAACCUUUGGUACCUUUCUCUUUCUCAUAACAAUUUGUUUGUGACCACUACCGGAUUCAAUGUCAACUCAUCAUUCCUCAACUUGAAUCUUUGUAUUUAUCUGCUUGCAACAUUAGUAAAUUCCCAGGUUUCUUAAGAAGCCUAGAUCAUUUAUAUGAGCUAGAUCUUUCUGAAAAUAAAAUCCAUGGUCAUAUACCAAACUGGAUGUUGGAGAUUGGAAAGGAUACUCUGUUCUGGCUAAAUCUUUCCCACAACUCUCUCACAGGCAGCAUAUAGCUUCCAUGGAAAAAUCUCCAAUAUUUGGACCUUCAUUCUAACAUGCUCCAGGGAUUGUUUCCAAUUCCACAACCUUACUUGAGCUUAAUUUCACUAUCAAACAAUAAUUUGACUGGGGAGAUACCAGACUUGAUUUGUAGUAUGAGCUUCAUUGAGAUUUUAGAUCUAUCAAAUAACAGUUUAAGUGGUAACAUUCCAGAAUGCAUGGGAAAUUUUAAUAGUCUUCAUGUGUUAGAUCUGCGGAAGAAUAGAUUUAAUGGCUCUAUUCCAAGAACAUUUGCAAGGGGAAACAACUAUAGGACCCUUAACUUCAAUAACAAUGAAUUGAAAGGAUCAAUUCCACGGUCAUUGAUCAACUGUUCAAGGCUCGAAGUUCUUGAUCUUGGAAACAACAAGAUAAAUGACACGUUCCCAUAUUGGUUGGGAAAUCUUCCAGAGCUACAAGUGUUGGUUCUUCGUUCCAACAAAUUAUACGGUUCUAAUUGGGGUUGUUCUAAGAAGAAAAAUUGUUUUCCUAAGUUGAGAAUCUUUGAUCUCUCAAACAACACAAUUAGUGGUUCUUUGCCAACGAGGUAUUUCAAAAAUCUUAAUGCCAUGAUGGACUUUGGUGAAGCUGAGAGAAGGUUGCAAUACAUGGGUGAGAAUUAUUAUCAAGAUUCUGUGAUGGUAACUUGGAAAGGAUUUGAGUAUCAACUAGUGAAGAUUAUCACUAUUUUCACUACCAUUGAUUUUUCAAAUAACAAUUUUCAUGGAGAGAUUCCAGAAGUAAUUGGGAAGCUUCAUGCUCUUCGUCUUCUCAAUCUUUCUCAAAACAACCUAAUAGGUUGUAUCCCACCAUCUAUUGGGAAUAUGAGUGACUUGGAAUCCUUAGACCUUUCUUCAAAUAAGUUAGUUGGGAAAAUUCCUUGGCAAUUGACCAAAUUGAAUUUUCUUGGGUUUCUCAAUUUGUCAAAAAACCAUCUCAACGGGCCCAUACCUCGAGACAACCACUUUGAUACCUUUCCAAACAAUUCAUAUGAUGGGAAUUUGGCAUUAUGUGGAUUUCCAUUGUCAAACACAUGUGAAACUUAUGAGAAGACACCACAAUCACUCUCAAAAUCAAAUGAUGGAGAAUCUUCAAAUGGUUUUGGUUGGAAAGCAGUGUUGAUUGGCUACGGAUGUGGAAUGGUAUUAGGAGUUACGAUGGGAUAUCUUGUGUUCUCAACUGGAAAGCCUCUAUGGGUUAUAAGGAUUGUUGAAGGAAGGCAACCUAGGAAGGGAAGAAGGCUGAACAACAAACGUGGAAGAAGAAAUACUUAAUUGAUUCAAAAAGUUCUCAUGGGUGAGUAUUAGUGCAAACUAGCUUGUUGAUAAUAUGUAGUAUUUUUUUUUUCUCUUGCUUUGAAUCUUGUGUAUUUUUUUUCCAUAGAAACUGUCAAUCGCUAUGUAAUAAAUCCUUUAAUAAAAUGUUGAAGGGUGGACUCCGUUGUGUGGU